Molecule: messenger RNA, 399 nt
Organism: Penicillium mononematosum
Lineage: Eukaryota; Fungi; Ascomycota; Eurotiomycetes; Eurotiales; Aspergillaceae
Exons: 1
Coding region: 1-399 (132 amino acids)
Source: RefSeq, a predicted model, not a curated record
AUGAAUCCAUCCGAAGGUUGCCAGGACCUUGAACAGCACUUCAACGAGGCCCACAAAGACUUCACAGCCACUUUGAAGAGCAUCAUACACACCCUACAACACGAUGGCUUCACCAUGGAGAAUUGUUGGGAAGUCUGCGACCAACUCGAUCUUCUUGAUUCCCUACUAGGUGAUAUGGAGGAACUUGGCCCGGAAAUGGCAUUGGAGAGUCCAAAUCGGCUCGUCUUGCACGGGUUGCCUAGACGUUACUUCCUGGAAUGUAAAUUCCGCUUUGAUUGUCUUGGUGUUCAGCAUGGUCUGGAUGAUGUUCGAGGUAUCCUCGCCGAGUGCUUUUAUGAUGACUGUGCUGAGGUUGCCUGUAUUGGGUUGGAAAGUCUCCUGUCCAGGCUUCCAUUUUAG